CAGACGCUCCUUUCUGCUGGCGCAGGCUCUGCUAGGCAGGCGGCUCCUUCCAACAUCGGACGGGCGCGCUCUGGUGCCGCCGGGAGCGCGCGCGCGGCUGGAAGGCCGUUGUUGACUGCGGCCGCUGGUUCUCGUAGAAGCGCAACUGGCCGGAAGCGGCCCGCCCCUCCCCCAGCCGCCGGAGGCGCCGCGAGGGGCUGGAAGGAGCCGGCGCGGGAGCUGGCCUAUCGCCUAGUAAGUGUGUAAUAAGGAAAAAUAAAGAUGGAAGACUGGUGAGUGCAGUUAUGAUGUCAGUAACCUUGGUGCUGCCCAAAUUUCAUCAGCUUCUAAAAUGCAGUAUUUUGGAGAGAUUGGGACACUGCCAGCAAAAUAGCAAGAUGAGUAAUCGUCGAAAGCAUGCGCCUCCAGUGAGGAUGGAUGAGGAGAAAAAGAAGCAACUCUGCUGGAAUAUGCAUGAAGACCGAAGGAAUGAGGUAAUACUAUUGGAUGAUAACAUGGAUGAAGACCACCCUGUUCCAGGUCCAAGCACCUCUUCUGUAUCCUUUGUUGUAGAUGAUGAUAGCAUUGAUGAAGGACUGGCUUACAGAGAAAACAGAGGGUCAAAGCCAGUGGGUUUCUCAACAGAUGACGGAGAAGACUCUUGCUCCAUCUUGACCUCUAUAUCUGUACAGCUAAAUAUUGUUGUCUCACCUUACCAUUCAGAUAAUUCCUGGAAAGCUUUACUUGGAGAAUUUGUUCUUCAGCUUCUUCCUCAGAAAAUUCUUAUUGAGAAGAUCCAUAAAAGGAGUUUUACUUUGAGAGCAGAUUCUGGCGAUCAGCUGCAAAUCUGUGUUCAUGCAAGAAGUGGAGAAAAGGGAGGUGAGGAGGAAAAGGAAAGCGUUGGUGAUUAUGAAGAGGGCAUAUUGGUGGAAUCAUCCCUCAAUAGUGAAAUGUUAGAAGACUUGAGAUGGUUGCAAAAGAAGAAGGUAAUUGGACUUUAUCAAAGACCUAGAGAAGAUCAAGUAUUAAAGGUUGGAAUUUACCUUCUGGAAGCUGGUUUAAGCAAAUCAGAAUUUCUCAGUGAUGGAGGUGGGAGAAUAAAAAAGGCCAACCAGCUGAUUCAGAAACUAAUGGAAAAGUACUACAACUUUAUAAUUCCAGAUGCUUGGCAAAGCUAUGAGCAUCGGCAGAGGCAUUGGAAGUCUCUGUCUGCAGACUUGGGAGAAAAGCAUUUAAUAAAUGUGUUGGAGGAGGAUGAGGAAGAAUCUGACAGAGAGCUGGAACGACAGAAUAUUGAAGAGCUAUAUGACUUUGUGAGGCACACACAUCAGCAGGAAAUCCAGUUUUUGAGGGAGGACGUACAGCAUUCUGCAUUGAUUCCAGUUCUAAGGCCAUACCAAAGUGAGGCUGUGAACUGGAUGUUGCAACGGGAAAAUUUCAGAAACAACCCUAUCAAUGAAAACACACUACACUUUCUAUGGCGAGAGGUCAUCACUCCAGAUGGAGUAAAACUCUACUAUAAUCCAUUUACUGGCUGUAUUAUCCGUGAACACCCAGUUGCAGGUCCUCCAUGGCCUGGAGGAAUCCUGGCAGAUGAGAUGGGUCUUGGAAAGACAGUAGAGGUACUGGCUCUUAUUCUGACACACACCCGACGAGAUGUUAAACAAGAUGUUCUGACACUACCUGAGGGUAAAUUGGUGAACUUCUUCGUUCCACCCCAGCCUACUGAAGGAAACAAAAAGAAAAAAACUAAGAAAGUGGAGCUUAAGUCAAAGGAGAAAGUACAGUAUCCCAGCUUACGGGUGAUGAUAUUAGCAGCUGUCAAGGAAAUGAAUGUGAAGAAGGGAGCUUCCAUCACUGCAAUAUUUAAGUAUGUCAGUGCCAUAUAUAGAUAUGACAUACAGAGAAACCGGCGUCUUCUCAAAAGAACUUUGGAAAAACUAAUUGCGGAGCAAGUAGUAGAACAGGUUAAGGGUCAUGGUCUGGCUGGAUCUUUCAAGUUGGGGAAGAAUUACAAAGAACAAAAGAGGCUUGAGAGAACCAAAAAACAGACAACAAGGAGUCCUGGAAGGAUUCAGAAGACAUCUUUGCCUAAUGCUAAAACUCAAACCAAAGAAUCAGCAAGUAGGGUCACAUCUUCAGAAAAAGUCAAACCACCCUGGCUAGUGGACAUUCCUGCAGAAGAGCAUGACUACUGUACAGCUAGCAAAAAUAACAAGAAGUCUGAGACAGGCCAAAAGACUUGCAUAAAAGAAGAAAAUCUUCAGCCAAGAGUUAUGGACUUGGAGUCUGCUGAUUUGCAAGGCAGCCUCAUGUCCAGUGAUUCCACCAGUCCAGUCCUCAGUGCAUGUAAAAAUACAGAUGACAUGGAAGUCCUAAAGGACCAGUCCUCAGACUCCCAAGAACACGCUGGCAGUGUCAUACAGCAUGCCAGUUCCAUUUUUCCAUUCAACACCUCUGACUAUCGUUUUGAAUGCAUUUGUGGUGAGCUUGGCUUGGUUGACUAUAAGGCCCGUGUGCAGUGCCUGAAGUGCCACCUAUGGCAGCAUGCUGAAUGUGUAAACUACAAAGAGGAAAACUUGAAGAUUAAGCCCUUUUAUUGUCCCCAUUGCCUAGUAGCAAUGAAACCAGUUUCUACAGGAGCCACUCUGAUAAUCUCUCCAAGUUCCAUCUGCCAUCAGUGGGUGGAUGAGAUCAACAGGCAUGUGAGAUCAUCUUCCCUUCGAGUCCUGGUGUAUCAAGGUGUGAAGAAACAUGGCUUCUUGCAGCCUCACAUGUUAGCAGAGCAGGAGGUAGUCAUCACCACUUAUGAUGUCCUUCGCACUGAGCUGAACUACGUGGACAUCCCUCAUAGUAACAGUGAAGAUGGGCGACGUUUCAGGAACCAGAAGCGGUAUAUGGCCAUCCCAAGUCCCUUAGUAGCAGUAGAGUGGUGGAGGAUCUGCCUAGAUGAAGCACAGAUGGUUGAAUGCACCACUGCAAAGGCUGCAGAAAUGGCACUCCGUUUGAGUGGAAUCAAUCGCUGGUGUGUCAGUGGCACUCCUGUACAGCGAGGAUUAGAAGAUCUGUAUGGCUUAGUGCUUUUUCUUGGAGUUGAUCCUUACUGGGUCAAACAUUGGUGGGAUCAGCUUCUGUAUCGACCUUACUGUAGGAAAAAUCCUCAGCCUCUCUACAACCUAAUUGCAAACAUAAUGUGGAGAUCAGCAAAGAAGGACGUGAUUGAUCAAAUUCAGAUUCCUCCACAGACAGAAGAUGUACACUGGCUUCACUUUUCUCCUGUGGAGAGACACUUUUAUCAUCGUCAGCAUGAAGUGUGCUGCCAAGAUGCACUAGCAAAACUCAGGAAGAUUUCUGAUUGGACUCUUAAACUUAGCAGCUUGGACAGGAGGACAGUCACUACUAUUCUGUACCCUUUGCUGCGGCUGAGGCAGGCCUGCUGUCAUCCACAAGCUGUUCGUGGGGAAUUCUUGCCAUUGCAGAAAAGCACCAUGACCAUGGAGGAGCUUCUAACUUCACUGCAGAAGAAAUGUCGAACCGAAUGUGAGGAAGCCCAUCGGCAACUGGUGUGUGCUCUCAAUGGUUUAGCUGGUAUCCAUAUCAUUAAAGAUGAAUAUGCUUUGGCAGCAGACCUGUACAGAGAGGUGUUGCGUUCCUCUGAAGAGCACAAAGAAAAGCUCAAAACAGAUUCGCUGCAAAGACUUCAUUCUACACACAACCUGAUGGAACUACUGGCAGCAAAGCAUCCAGGGAUACCACCAACCUUGCGUGAUGGCAGACUUGAGGAAGAGGCUGAACAACUUCGACAACAUUAUAUGAGUAAAUCCAAUGCAGAAGUUUCAGAAGCUCAUCAGGCCUUGCAGCCAGUGCAACAGACCAUUCGUGAGCUCCAGAGAAAGAUACAUUCUGGGUCUCCUUGGUGGUUGGAUGUGAUCCAGACAGCAAUACAAUAUGCCAUUGAUGAGGAGCUUGUUCAGCGUGUGCAAAAUGAGAUAACCAGUAACUACAAACAGCAAACUAAUAAACUCUCCAUGGCAGACAAGUUCCGUGACUGUAGAGGCCUUCAGUAUCUGCUCACAACCCAAAUGGAAGAGGUGAAGAAGUUCCAGAAGCUUGUAAAAGAAGCUGUGAAAAAUCUAGAAGGUCCUCCCUCUAAGAAGGUUAUUGAAGCUGCCACUAUCUGCCAUCUGCGACCCGUUAGACUUCCUUUGAACAAUUGUGUCUUCUGUAAGGCUGAUGAGCUGUUCACAGAAUAUGAGUCAAAGCUGUUCUCUCAUACUGUGAAUGGCCAGAUGGCUAUCUUCGAAGAGAUGAUAGAAGAUGAAGACGGGCUGGUUGAUGACCGUUUGCCCACCACAAGUCGAGGACUGUGGGCCACAAGUGAGACAGAGCGCUCCCUAAAAGCCAUACUGUCUUUUGCCAAAGCUCACCGAAUGGAUGUUAGACUAAUUGAAGAAGGGAAUAUAUUUCUGGAACUCUUUGAAGCAUGGAAGAAGGAGUACAAGCUACUUCAUGAAUAUUGGAUGGUACUGAGGGAUCAUGUGUCUGCUAUCGAUGAACUUGCUAUGGCUACAGAACGGCUGCGAGUGCGUCAUCCUGAUGAGCCAAAGCCUAGCCCCCCUGUUCUUCACAUCAUAGAACCACAUGAGGUAGAACAAAAUCGAGUGAAACUUUUGAAUGACAAGGCGGUUGCCAAAUCACAGCUUCAGAAGAAACUAGGCCAGCUCCUAUAUCUUACUAAUUUGGAGAAGUCUCAGGAUAAAACCACUGGAGGAGUUAAUCCAGAACCUUGCCCAAUUUGUGCCCGCCAACUGGGAAAACAGUGGGCAGUUCUGACAUGUGGACAUUGCUUCUGUAAUGAGUGUGUAGCUAUUAUUAUAGAGCAAUACAGUGUUGGCACCCGCAGAAGUUCGAUUAAAUGUGCCAUCUGCAGGCAGACAACUUCUCAUAAAGAAAUAUCCUAUGUCUUCACUGCAGAGAUUGCAAACCAGGAGGAUGAUAUUCCUGUGAAGGGAAGUCACUCCACCAAAGUGGAAGCUGUGGUUCGGACUCUGAAGAAAAUCCAGUUUAAAGAUCCAGGGGCUAAAUCUUUAGUUUUUUCAACGUGGCAAGAUGUUUUGGACAUAAUUUCAAAAGCUCUAUAUGAUAACAACAUGGUGUUUGCUCAGAUUAACGGAAUUAGUAAAUUUCAGGAGAACCUCUCGGCAUUUAAAUAUGAUCCAAAGAUCAAUAUUUUGUUGCUACCCCUUCAUACUGGUUCCAAUGGAUUAAACAUAAUUGAGGCAACUCAUGUUCUGCUAGUGGAGCCCAUUUUGAAUCCUGCACAUGAACUUCAGGCCAUUGGCAGAGUGCAUCGUAUUGGGCAAACAAAGCCCACCAUUGUUCACAGGUUCCUGAUAAAAGCAACAAUAGAAGAAAGAAUGCAGAUGAUGCUGAAAACUGUAGAGAGAAGCCACACCAGCUCUUCCAUGAAACAGUCAGAAGCCUCAGUGUUGACAGUGGCUGAUCUGGCAGACCUUUUCACAGAAGAAACUGAAGAACUUGAGUGAAACAACUUUUGAUUUGACUCAGUGAAAUCAGAAGGGACAUGUCUUAGUAAUAGCAUCUGCAUUAAAUCAGUUGACCUGUCAUAAAUUCCUGUAGAUGUCGAACACCCUUCUUCUGUUAGGAUUGCUAGAAUUAGUAAGGUUUUUAAUCAUUUUCAUUCGAUUCUGUGGCUAUGUCCUUUUCAGCACAUGUUUUCUGAUAGCACUGGAGAGCUAUUGCACUUUGCACACUAUACAAAACAAUGGAUCUUAUUUCCAAAGAACAUUUGAGCUGGACUUUUGAGGGUAAAAUCUUGGCUCCAGUGAAGUUAACGGAAGUUUUGCCAUCGUCUUCAGUGGGGCCAGGAUUUCACUCAGAGUAAAGCUUUGCUUUGGGGGAAGGGAAAGUUAAGUCACAGAAACUGAACAGAGUAUUUUGCUUCUCGAGUUUUUUACUCUCCAAAGCAUUAUUGAGAAUGAAUACCCUCAUAGAAAGGGCUCUAGAGUUCUCAGCAUAUAACUCUCAAGGAUUGCACCUCUUAUUCAUGACACUUAAAAUAAACUACUAACUAGUUAGGUAUUCGUAAUGCCCUUUUUAGGUAUUCAUGAAGAUUAUGUAACACCAUAGAAUUUUCAUUGCAAGUUAGAUUUCGUGUUCACUUACUGCAGUGUUAUCUUGAUAAAUUAUGCCUUUUAUAUGUAUAUUGGUCUUAAAAUAACAGUAAAAAACUGAAUCAGUUGUACACAUUUUUAAAAAUUCUUAAAGCCAUGACUACUUUACUGCUUUGCUGUAAGUAUUUGGGUUCCCUUGUUAUAGAAUUUACAAAAAAAUUAAGCUACGCAUCAUUUUAUACUCAUUUGGUGUCUCUGUGCUUUUCUUCUCUUUCCCCAUUCACUUCUUUUCAGAAACUAUGGGCUUGUCUGCACAGUGCACCAGAAGGGUGUGAUUUGUAAAGCACACUAACAUUGUUGUGCUCUAACUGCACCGGGGCAAGCCCUGCUUGCAUUGUCUAAAAGGUACCCCGUCUUGUGGACUACAUUAAUGUGAACUUUUAGAGCACACCUGCAGGAUCUGCAUGGGGCAGUUCACAUCUUAUACUUUCCAACCCUAUCCGUAUGCCCUUCGGAACAUCUCGCACCAAGUUAACACUCCCUAUGUCUGCAUUAUUUCUUCCAGGAUCGUUGUUUUGUCUGCAGAUGUACAAAAAAUUUUCUUAUUUGGGCUUUUGCUCCAUACGGCUGCUUUUUAGAGCAAGUACACUGUUGUUAUUUUCUCCAAUACAUAUGUUGUGAUAAACUAGAGGAGAAAAGUUUUGGAUGGACUGAACAGUGUGAUAAAGUUUGAGCUCAAAAUUUACAUUCCCUUAAAUUGUGCUAAGGACGUGAACAGAAGAGUCUGAAAAGUAUGAUUAACUAGAAGAUUCUGACUAUUUCUGAAUUUUAAUCAGAAUGCUUAUUGCUUGAAAUACAAGUGUUACAAGAGCUUCUUUAGUUUUAUACAUGCUGACACACUGCUCUGCAAAGCAUCUGUGUCAGUACACUGUGUUUUUCUUCCUUUUUUGGUUGUCUGGGACAUGUAAGAUGUUUACAAGAAUAGCCCUCAUUUAUGGUACAUGACCAUGGGAAUCCCACGCUGGGAAAAAGGAGGCUAAAAAAAUCACUCCUCACCCACCCGCCCCUUGCUUGCUUAAUCUCUUACAAAGAAUGAGUGUAUUUGGUCAAAGGCAUUAGGGCAGAUGAGUCACAAUCUAUUAAAUAGCUACUGUAAAACUAGCUUAUUGGAACUAAAGAGUGUAGAUGAGUGGAAACAUUUUUUAAAGAAAAGUUUAACCCAUUGUUACCCCACUGUAAGUUUUUUGUGACUAUAAGGUCUCUUCUUUGUCUCUUUGUUUACUGCAGAAGUAAAUUUUGGAUUUCAAUCAAAGCACUUUGUAUUUCCAGCUUGUUACGUAGCAUCAACAAUAUCGUCUGAAGACAUGGAGAGGCAGCUGCAUUAUUAAGUAAUCAUUUAGACUCACAGGUUUGCUCACAUCCCAGUCUCUGAUUUAUAUUUUGAUAAAACCCAAGCACUACAUAACUGCUAGUUCCAGUGUUUUCCCCCUUCUCAUUGGAGGGAGGGGAAAAAGCAUAGGUACCCAUAAUGCAUUGCAACAAAACAGCUUGCAAGUGUUGUUACUCUAUAUACAAGACUGUGAAGAGGGUUUCCGUUGGAUUUAACACACUCAGAGGUAGUUAAGGAAUAAAGAACAAACUUACUUCCCUAGCCUUCUGUGGGUAAAUGAAACUAUCUAGAGUGCUACAGAUUAAAAUGUAGCUCUGGUCAGAAAAAUGGCCUCUAACAAUAGCAUUUUGUCUCCACAACUCCAUUUCCAGUUUGUUCAGCUUACGUACAAGUUUUUUCCAACUGCCAACACCACAUUUAAAGGGACACUCAACCCAUGUCAGCUGAAAAUGACCUAUUUUGAAAUGUUUGUUCUAGGGUGGAAUUUCCUUUGCAUGAAGUUGUACUUCAGAAUUUUCUAUAUUCAUGCUAAAUGCAUCUCCUGUAAGUUAGGUCUGCUAAGUGAGGGCCCCAAUUGGGUUUAUCAAGUCUCUUGCUGUUUUUCUUCCUCAUUAUAGUGGGGGAGGAGGAGUUCUGCUUAUGGUAUCAUGUUCUUCGUUACUUCAGCUUGCACAUGGAGAGGACCAAGGACAUCAGCUUUUAGACCCACGUGGAAACAAUAGGUUUCACAGAAACUAUUUCUAUACUCACACAAUGGGACCUUAUUGUCAGCUUGGGAGUGGAUAUUGGAAUUCUCACAAAGUAUCCUGACCUCGUUGUCCAAUCACCAUCUCAUCCCUGUGAAACUGUCCUACCUUCAUUCCACUAAGGAAAUGAACCACCAAAGUCUGUCUGCCCACAAAAGCUUUUGAAGCUUAAGUUUCCAGCAUGCCUUAGGAAGACAAUCAUCCACCUACACAGCUAAAGGACUGAUGAGCUACGAAGACAGUACAACUGCUUGUCUCUUGGCCUUCUCUUUACAACAAACAGAUCACCAUAGUUCAUCAACUAACUUUGUUAGGUAAAGGCCUAGAGGCAGAUGAUUACGAUGAAGAUGGUAUUCGUAACACAAAGACCUUCUCUGGUAUGCUAUCUAGUAAAAGAAGCAAAGAAAAGCUACUUUAAUCAAGACCAGAGUGCUUUACCUGCUAUCCCUUCCUUCUAGAAUUUGAUCCCAUCACACUCAAAGCUUGAGGUCCUGACAAACAAACUCCAGUGUGAAACAGGUCCUACACCACCUAAGAACUGUGCCCACUGCUACUAGAAAUUAUCAGCAUUUCUUUCAGAGAAGUAAACCUACCACCAUCCUCUGAGAAAUGCAAUAAUCUGUUUAAUCCUCUUCACCUCUUACCCUGUCUCCCCAUUUCUAGGUAAAAUCAUUAAGGGAAGAAGGGGGAAGGAAUACAAUCUAAAAUCGGGAAAGAACAGGUUAAAGAAUAUUUAGAUAAGUUAGAUGUAUUCAAUUCAGCAGGGCCUGAUGAAAUUCAUUGUAGGCUAUUUAAAGAACUAGCUUAUCAUGACAAACCAACCUAAUUUCCUUCUUUGACAGGAUUACUGGCCUAGUACCUAGGUGGGAAGCAGUAAACCUGAUAUAUCCUGAUUUUUAGUUAGGCUUUUGACCCAGUCCCGUGUGACAUUCUCAUAAGCAAAUCAUGGAAGUGGGGUUUAGAUGAAGUUACUGUAAGGUGUAUACACAACAGGUUAAAAGAUUAUACUCAAAAAGUAAUUAUCAAUGGUUCACUGUCAGACUGGGAAGGUGUAUCUGGUGGGGCCAACGGCAGUUGGUCCUGGGUCUGGUACUAUUCAGUAUUUUCAUUAAUGAUUUGGAUAAUGGAAUGGAGAGUAUGUCUGUAAAAUUUGCAGACGACAUUAAGCUGGAAGAUGAUGCAAGCACUUUGGAGGACAGGAUUCAAAUUCAAAAUGACCUUGAAAAUUUGGGCGAAUUGGUCUGAAAUCAACAAGAUUAAAUUCAAUAAAGAUAAGUGCAAAGUACUUCUCUUGGGAAGGAAAAAUCAGAUGCAUAACUACGCAAAGGUAGUACUGCUGAAAAGGGGAUUAUAGUAGAUCACAAAUUGAAUGAGUCCACAAUGUGAUGCAGAUGUGAAAAAGGGUAAUAUUCUGGGGUUCAGUACCAGGAGUGUUGUAUUGAAGAUACAGAAGGCAAUUUGUCCUGCUCUGUUUGGCACUGGUGAGGUCUCAGAUGUAGUACAGUGUCCAGUUCUGGGUGCCACACUUUAGGAAAGAUGUGGACAAAGUAUAGUCCAAAGGAGAGCAUCAACAUGAUAAAAGGUUUAGAAAACCUGACCUAUGAGGAAAAAUUUUAAAAAAUGGGGCAGGUUUAGUCUUGAGAAAAGAUGACUAAGGGGAAAUCAACAUUUUGUUCAAAUAUGCUAAGGACUGCUCUAAAGAGGAUUGUGGUCAGUUGUUUUCUGGGUCCAUUGAAGGUAGGACAAGAAAUAAUGCACUUUAUCUGUAGCAAGGGAGGUUUAGCUUACAUAUUAGGAAACAUUUUCUUACUAGAAGAGUAGUUAAGCUCUAGAAUAAGCUUCCAAGGGAGGUUGUGGAAUCCCUCUUGUUGGAGGUUUUUAAUAGCAGAUGGACAAACAUCUGUAGGAGUGGUAUCAUAGGCACCAGCUCCAUAGGUGCUCUGGGGCUGGAGCACUCAUGGGGAAAAAUUAGCAGGUGCUCUGCACUCCCCAGCAGCCAAGCUCCCUCUCCUUGCUGCCUCCUCCCGCACUGCGUCCUGCUCCUCCCCUCCCUCCCAGUGCUUCAUGCCCACCCCCUAACAGCUGUUUGGUUGUACUUAGGACUUGCCAGGAGGGAGGGGGAGGAGGCAGAGAAGAGGUAGGGACUGGGACCUGGGGGAAGAGAGUGGAAUGGGGGUGGGGGGCUGUGGUGGGAAAAGGCAGGGUGGGGCAGUACAGAAGCGGGAAGGGACAGGAGUGGGGCUGGGCUGGGUAGAGCACCCAUCAGGCAGAGGGGAAGUCGGCGCCUAUGCGUGGUCUAGGUUUAUUUGGUCUUAAGGACCUCUCGCGGUCUCUUGCAGCCCCACAUUUCUGUGUUUAAGUUGUGACCACAAAGGUCUAGCAAUGUGUGACAUCUGCCACUAUAUUGGAUGCUUCAAAAAAGUAGAGGAAUGGACUUGGCCCCAUCAAGCAGCUUAAAUGAAGUUUCUGUUUUUAAAAAGAGAUAAGAACAAACAUUUCCAUCAAAAUUAAAUUUUCCUUAGUCACUUGAGACAUCGUUAUAGUUUAUUUUAUUUAGGUAUUCAAGUGCUAGACACUUAAAAAUACCAAGAUACAUACAUUCCCUCCCCCACCACUUUAACCCUGAGCCCUUCCUGUAUAGUUCACCUUGCACAAGCAUAUACAUAUUAACGCAUACAACUGUGUAUAACUGAUUGACAUGUCCCUUUCCCACAUCUUGCAUAAUAUUAUCUUAAUAAUUACAAUGACUGAUACUGUGCCAUUGCUGUGUAAGGUGUUUGGGCACACACAAGACAAGUUUGUAACCAAAAGAAGCUGCAGCUGAGGAAAGAGGGGGAAAGGAUGCAACAUAAAGGCAACUAGGCUGACAUCUUUCUUGCUCCUUCUUUGGUUGUGGGGUUUUGUUUGUACCGCCUGUUAAAUUGUGUUGGGAGCUAAAUUAGUAUUUUCAGUCCAGACGUGAGUACAGUGGACAAAUAGUGAUAUAUAGAUCUAAUGAAUCUGAUGUGUGAGACAAAGGGGAUUGUACUUAAAUCCAGCAGUAGCUUGGAUUUGAUGGAGACAACACUGAACUGGAGCCAUGGUUCUUGGGAACAGCUUUUUCUUCAUCAGCUUGAUAACUUAGCUAAUGUGAAUGCAAAGUCUUUGCCCAGAGAGAGCUUUCAGACUCAUGUACAUGAACGGGGGGCCAAUUCCUGGUCACAAAAGGAGGAAGUUUGCCUAGAGGAAAGGCAAAUAAGGGGUUUAAUUCUUCCUCUUCCCACUUAAAUCAGGCAUACACUAUUACUUUACCAGCUUGUAUGCAGCUGCAGUGCGUGCAGGGAGAGGAUCAUUAUUCCAGUCAUAAUAUCUUCUAGCUACUUCCAACACCACUGAAAGAAAGCUUAAGAUGACGGCUGCAGGUGCACAGCAAGUAGCUUUUCUCUGCAAUGGUUUCCUAACAUCAGAUCAAAUCCUGCACUCUUUAGUCAAUGGGGAUUUAACCUGAGUAAAGAGUGUAGGAUUUGUCCUUGACAUUUCGUGAUACCAGCCUCCCAGCUCUGUGCACUUAGGGGUUCUUUUGUGUAGAUGACCUGCUCCAAGAUCAAAAGGAAGAUCAUUAGCUGCCUUUGUGGCACUGUCCUCCAGACUCCAGGGGGAGCAUGUUGUAGAUCUGUUCCACAUCAGGAGAGAGAGAAAGGAAAAUGGGUCAGCUGAGGGAAUGCAUGUUGUUCCCUCUCAGUCUCUUGGUGAGUCCCAGAAAAACUUAAAACAUAGCUUGGAGUUGUAUUGCCAUUUCUACAGAACCCUUCCAACUCCUUGGGUGUGGAAGCAGCUGUAACAGGGAGGAAACCCUGCAGCUGGUAACAAACCAGGAGAGCCCCAUUCAGCCAAUGAAGAGAGAUGGGGCCUCCUACAGGUUCCUGGUCAUCUGUCAGGUUCAGGGCUGGUCCUGUGGCCUACCCUGAUGGAGGGCAGAACCCACUCUUGAUAGAACAAUGGAAGAGGACCAUUGGAUCCUUGUAGCAAUUUCCUCCCCCAAGGUCCUCUUCCAUGGUAAGAAUGAUCCAGCCCUCAGCUAUGAGCAAUGAAUAGGAAAAGGAUAAUGUAUCUUUCAUAUGUAACACAUUCAUUGACAAUAGGGAUCAUAAAAAGCAGAAUGUUUAUCAAGCCAUAUUUUACUUGCAUUUAUAAUCAAGACUACAGUUAUUUUCUUAGUGGAAACAAACAGAAUUACUGGAAAUGUAAAGGGCUUUGCAGCUGUUGAGGAAAGUGACCCCUUUUCCAUAGGUUUGCCUCAGUGACGAGUACUUUAACAAUGCAUGUGAUAACUACUCUGGCACUUGUUGGCCAAACCCAAACCGCAGAUUUGUGUGUGUAAUAGCUCAAAACCAUGCAGUACAAAUGUACAGCACCCCAAAAUAAAAGUAUAGACUUUGUCCUUAAAACAGAUGCAUUAGACUUACAAGUCAUUCUCUGCAGUGACUGUACAGACAUCUUGAUGGGAUGAGGCCGCAAACUUCACAACUGUCCCCCAUACAAUGAAAUCUUGCACCUUGCAAACUUUCGUGUCAGCACAAGGCCUAAAAAGCAUAGAAUAACUACAAUUCCACUGUACAGGAGCUUACAGGCUGCAGAGUGGGAUUCUGGCUCCCUUUGUAGCUCACAACAGGACUGUAUCAUAAAUAUUUCAACUCUAGUAACUGGUGGCCAUGUGACCUUUGUUCUUUCAUACACAUUCUUAGUAGGAAUCUUGAAACUAUGAUUUAAAAAAAAAAAAAUUUCCUUCAUCAAAAAAUUACCUUUCUACCAAUGAUCAUUAUAUUUUUGGGGGGAAGGGGAGAUAGCACAAAAUGCUUUGGACUCCUUUGUUACGUGUUUCCAACAAGGAUUGGUGCCAUUUACAGCUCCCAUUAACAGUCUGCAAAGCAAAAUGCAAGGAUAUAAAACACCAAAGCAAUAAAUGCAGUGAUUGAGGUUAGAGUCCUGCCUAAUAAAGAAUGAGCUAUACUGCUGCUAUAGUACAUGACAAAAAUGCGUGUGUGUGUGGUGGGUGGGUGGGUGUUCUGUCUUGGAGGAAUUCAGUACUAAACUAGGUAGAAAUUGGUUUGUGAGUGAUCUUGGUCUCCACUGACUAUCUCUGUGCUCGUUAGGAAUCCCAUUGUUGAGCACAGGACCCCAUUCAGCCGUUAGCUGAGAGGUGGUCAUUUCUGUGAAGAGCUUU
Messenger RNA from Gopherus flavomarginatus (Mexican gopher tortoise), 13452 nucleotides. RefSeq names its product SNF2 histone linker PHD RING helicase (gene SHPRH). Bases 285 to 5525 code for a protein of 1746 amino acids. NCBI's taxonomy places the organism in Eukaryota, Metazoa, Chordata, Testudines, Testudinidae. Gene Ontology annotation, cellular component: nucleus; nucleosome. Gene Ontology annotation, biological process: protein polyubiquitination; DNA damage response; nucleosome assembly. Gene Ontology annotation, molecular function: DNA binding; ATP binding; ATP-dependent chromatin remodeler activity. The transcript has 32 exons. The record is from RefSeq and is a predicted model, not a curated record.